Molecule: messenger RNA, 1992 nt
Organism: Closterium sp. Yama58-4
Lineage: Eukaryota; Viridiplantae; Streptophyta; Zygnematophyceae; Desmidiales; Closteriaceae
Source: the annotation of a GenBank genome assembly
AUGGGGAGGCGGAAGAAGGAGAGCGCGACGCUGAGCGCCGCGUUCCACGCUUGCGAGUUCGCCCUCGCUCUCGGCGUCAUUGCCGCCGCGCUAUGGGCCAUGAUGAGCACACCAGCGAGCCUGUGUCUAACGAUCUAUCAGGCGCCCAUGCUGGUGGGAGGAGGGCUGCUGCUGCUGGCAGCACUGGUGGGGCUGCAGGGCGUGGCGUGCGGCCACGGCGGGCUCAAGUGCCUGCACGUCUUCCUCGCCAUCCUCGCUCUCCUCGCCCUCCUCGCCUUCUCCAUCUUUGCGUUUGUGGUGACGGCAGGGGGAGCAGCAAGCAGCAGCCGCGGCCAGACAGUGUACGAGCCAGCAGGCUUCUCCGCGUGGAUGCAGCAGCAGCUGGGCUCCUGGUCCUCGUUACAAGCAUGCCUCGCUAACACCGUACACGUCUGCUCUGACCUCCGCAUGUACACGCGUGACAAGCUGCAAGGGAAGCAGAUCUCGCCUCUAGAGGCUGGUUGCUGCCUGCCUCCCGAGGGCUGCCCAGUCAACCUCCCUCAGAACACCAUCUACUCUUUUGCCUUCGCCGUCCCCACCACCCCCACUGUCACCACGCCCACCAACCCAACCUCCCCCUCCGCCUGCAACGCGUUCAGCAUCGACCCAUCAAUCCUCUGCUACAGCUGCUCGCUCUGCCAGGGGGGGCUGCUAGCCCUCCUCCAGAGCAACCUCAAGGUGCAGGCGUAUGUGAGCACGGCAGCAGCGGGGAUGCUGCUGCUGCUGGGGCUGGCCAUGUGCUGCGCUGCAUGCAAUGGUGCAGAGCCUGAGGGGCUGAGUGAGUCUGAUGGCAUCGCACUGGCGAGAGCACCCACGUUUGUGAUGGUGGAGCCGUCUCUCGAACGCACUCUUGCUGCUGGGGGGGGAGGGGAUGGGGCGCGGUUUGAGCGUUCGCUGAGCCGUAAAGGGGGAGAGAAAGGGCCGCAGAAUGGGCCGGGGAGUGCGAGCUUCCAGCGGAGCUUGACGUUCCAGAGCAUGGCGAGCGCUGAGUACAAGCGACAGAUGAGCAUGGCUGGUGGGAACGGGAAUGGGAAUGGGAAUGUGGGGUACGCAGGGGGAGGAAGAGAGGAGGAAUGGGAGGUUCAGGAUGUGGAGGACAGGUAUGAGGAUGAGGGGGUCUUCGCGUUCGUGGUGACGACGGGCGGCGCAGCGGAGAAGAGCCGCGGGCAGACGGUGUACGCGCCGACGACAUUCUCGUCGUGGAUGCAGCAGCAGGUGUGGAACGACGCCACGUGGGGCACGCUGCAGACGUGCCUCAAGAACAUCCACACGUGCGGCGACCUCCGAGACUACACGCCCGCGUACCUGCAGGGGAAGCAGCUCUCCCCGCUCGAGGCGGGGUGCUGCAUGCCUCCUGAGAACUGCUUUGUGAACUCCUCGCUGCCCACCUUCUUCUCCUUCGCCUUUGACCUCCCCACCGACAACGCCCCACCCAUCACCAACAAUCCCCCCGCCUCCGCCGCUCCCCCGCGCGACCCGCGCAACUGCAGCGCAUUCAGCCUCGAGUCAAACCAGCUGUGCUACAGCUGCGAGUACUGCAAGGGCGGCGUGCUACAGCAGCUCAAAUCGGAUCUGCUUGUAGAGGCGUACUUUGGUGUGGGGGUGGCGAGCGCGAUGCUGCUGGUGGCCAUGGUCAUGUGCUGCACUCAGUUGGGCAGGGGGGGGCGUGGCGACGACAAGAGGAGGCUGCUGGACGACCGGGGUGUGAGCAUGAGCCGCACCGCCAGCUUUCAGGGAGGGCCAAACCUCAACCGAGUGAACACGUACCAGAGCCAGGGCGGGCCUCAGUUCAACCGAGUCAACACGUAUCAGAGCCAGGGCACGCCGGACCUCAAUCGAGUCAACACCUACAGAGCUACGGUGGGGAGCCGGAUUUUCAGCGGGCGAACACUUACCAGAGUGGCAGGGAUGGGUUCAGCCGCCCGAUGUCCCAGCAGGGGAAGCGCCCGGUGA